Messenger RNA from Rhagoletis pomonella (apple maggot), 497 nucleotides. RefSeq lists its product as uncharacterized. The record is from RefSeq and is a predicted model, not a curated record. The transcript is spliced from 3 exons. Bases 192 to 437 code for a protein of 81 amino acids. Lineage: Eukaryota; Metazoa; Arthropoda; Insecta; Diptera; Tephritidae.
CGCCAAUCGAGCUGAGAGCAACUGGCCAUGACGUCAAAAUAUACCAGAAUGAGAGAGCAAAGACGAAUUCAAUAAGAAAUAGAAGAAGAAUCGAACAGCUGGGGCGAAAUUGAAAGGUUUGUUUACAAAGUGCAUAAUAAAUCGCGGAUUUACGGAAUUAUUUAAUUUUAAAUGCGGCUCAUCUGGAUGAAAUGAAAAGGCUGUUAGAUGUAAUGCAGCAACGUGCUCCCGGUGUUGAACAUCAGUUCAAAGAAAAGUCAAAUGAGUUGGAAAUGGCGCAGCUUAUCAUACGCCAGUUGUCGGAUAAGGCCAAUGUAAACCAAGGCCGCAAUCGGAUAGAGACCUCGACGCAGACGCAAUUUAUGUACGAGCAACAGAUUAGAGACUUACAAGCUAUGGUGCAACAAUUGACGUAUGCCAAAGAAAGGAAUUUAUGAUGGUCACAAAUAUAUUGGCAAAAACAUAGCAAGUGCAUAUGCCAAGUUGGAAAAAUUGAC